Candidozyma haemuli is the source of this 1974-nucleotide messenger RNA. Its product is annotated as putative GTPase. The transcript has a single exon. Gene Ontology annotation, molecular function: GTPase activity; GTP binding. Bases 1 to 1974 code for a protein of 657 amino acids. Lineage: Eukaryota; Fungi; Ascomycota; Pichiomycetes; Serinales; Metschnikowiaceae. The record is from RefSeq and is a predicted model, not a curated record. Gene Ontology annotation, cellular component: cytosol. Gene Ontology annotation, biological process: ribosomal subunit export from nucleus.
AUGGAUGGAAACAAGGUGUCUUUGCAUCCAGAGCCAAAGAAAUGGAAGGUUCCAAAGGGCCCUAAGCCUAUCCCACAUAAGAACAAGAAUCUUAUCGGUUUAGGUAGAACCAUUGCUAACCAGAGAAGACAAGAAAAUGCCAUCGAGUACUUACCGGAUGGUGAAAUGAGAUUCACUACCGAUAAAAAGCAAGCUGGUUGGGUUAAGAUGAGAUCUGUUACCCAAGAGAACUCUUUGGACGAGUUUUUGAACACGGCAGAGUUGGCUGAUGCGGACUUCACCGCAGAGAAGAACUCCCAAGUGAAGAUCAUCAAGGUCGGAAACACUGCUUUAGUCAACCAGUCUGGUUUACUUUCCCAAGAAGAAACUGACGAAAUCCGUAAGAAGCAUCAGCUUUUCGAGAACAAGUUGAUUAUUCCAAGAAGACCUCAAUGGAAGAAGGAACAGCUGAGACUUCAGAUUGAAAGACAAGAGAACCUUGCCUUCUUGGAAUGGAGACGUGAGUUGGCUGCUUUGUCUGAAAACCACGACUUGUUGUUGACUCCAUUCGAAAGAAAUAUUGAAGUGUGGAGACAGUUAUGGAGAGUGGUGGAGAGAUGUGAUUUGGUCGUGCAGAUCGUGGAUGCUAGAAGUCCUCUUUUCUUCAGAUCCGUGGACCUUGAGAAGUACGUCGAAUCCUUGAGUAAGCCUGAGGAGAACAGAGAAAAGAGAAACUUGCUUUUAGUCAACAAGGCUGAUUUGCUUACGAGGCAGCAAAGAAGGGAGUGGGCUAACUAUUUGAAGGAGAGAAACAUCAAGUACGUUUUCUUCUCGGCUGCUAAUGCAAAUGCUCUUUUGGAGAAGGAGAAGGAAGAAGAGGAGCAGUUGAAGAACAAUCCAAAUUUUGUUUCUGAGGCAUCCCUUGAUGACGAAGACAGUGAGGAAACGGACACCGACAUCAAGAUCCUCAAGAUCGAAGAAUUGGAGGAUCUCUUCCUUACCACUGCACCAAAGUUUGAGCAGACGGAGGACCAUCCUGAUCGUAAGUUGCAAAUCGGUCUCGUUGGUUACCCUAACGUCGGUAAGUCCUCUACCAUCAACGCAUUGGUUGGUUCGAAGAAGGUGUCUGUCUCGGCAACGCCCGGUAAAACCAAGCAUUUCCAAACAAUCGUUUUAUCCCCUGACGUCGUCUUGUGUGAUUGUCCUGGUUUAGUGUUUCCAAAUUUUGCAUACUCUAACGGUGAAUUGGUCUGCAAUGGUGUUCUUCCUAUUGAUCAGUUGAGAGAGCAUAUCCCACCUGUCUCUUUGGUCUGUCAAAGAAUCCCUAAAUACUUUCUUGAAGCUGUCUACGGUAUUCACAUUCCAAUCCAAAGCAAAGCUGAUGGUGGUAAUGGUGAGUAUCCAACUGCUCGUGAGCUCUUGAACGCCUAUGCAAGAGCUAGAGGAUAUAUGACCCAGGGUUUUGGUAGUGCCGAUGAGUCCAGGGCUUCCAGAUAUAUUCUUAAGGAUUAUGUCAACGGUAAGUUACUUUUCAUCAACCCUCCACCUAAGAAGAUUGGAGAUAAUCUUUGGGAAAAUCCGAACGUUCAAGAAGCUAGGGAGUUCAACAAGGGCAUUUACACUGUGCACAGUCUACCUGAGACUAGACAACAGCAGAUCAGAACCGCUUUGCUGCACAAGAAUAUGGACUUUGACGAAUUCGAUCUCGCCAACGACCUUAGCAAACUUAACUUCUCCAUGCAUGUUGGUAGCGAAGACAACCAAAAAUCUACUGGUGAUUCCAGUGCUGGAGCUACGACUCGUUUCUAUGGUGGUAGACAAGCUGCCUUGGAGAGUGCCGCUGAUGAUUUGGACAGGGAGUUUUUUCAGAUGAACAAUGUUCAAGCAAAGUUAGACAGUCCAUUCCACAAGAACAAUGGUAUUCCUUCGAGCAAUAAGAAACAUCAUAAGAAGAAUAAGAAGGCGGACAAGAAGAAGAGAGUUGUGGGAUAUUAG